Molecule: messenger RNA, 1797 nt
Organism: Rhodotorula toruloides NP11
Lineage: Eukaryota; Fungi; Basidiomycota; Microbotryomycetes; Sporidiobolales; Sporidiobolaceae
Product: protein phosphatase 2c
Exons: 5
Coding region: 1-1797 (598 amino acids)
Source: RefSeq, a predicted model, not a curated record
AUGUCCAAGUCGCCCAAGGCCCUCCUCCCCUCGAGCCUGACCUUCUCGACCAUCUCGCGCGCUCUCCCAACCUCGGCCGCGACGGGCAAGUACUCGGUGCGGACGGUCGCGCUCGCGGUUGGCAGCAAGGCCGCGGGAAAGGGACAGGCUCCUGGCGGCUUCAUCGUCGUCAGGCAGCGGCGGGCGUCGCCGUUCGCAGGGGCAGUCUCGUCGUCCGCGAGGAGCGGCGGUGCAGGUCAGGCAGGCGGGUCAGGACAGGCGGGCCCGUCUCGCCAGGCUUCCGGCUCUCGAGGACAGGUCAAUGCCGUGCGCACGUCGGGUGGACUGCUCAGGACAGGCGGGGGCGUCAGCACCUCGGCCUCGUCUUCGAGCGGCAGCAGGGCCUUGGCGGGCUACUUUGGCGAGUCGGCAUCAAGCUCUCGAGGCUUUCACACGUCCUCUCGGACACCGCACCAGCAGGCUGUCGCGCCCUCGAGCAGCGGGAUCGCGCCACCGCCGGGAGGAGCAGGAGGAGCGGGCGCAGGCGGAGUCUCCCCACCUGGCACCAGCGCAGCCGAAGGACACCCAUUCCAUCCCAAACACCACUCGAGCCUCGCAACGCCCUCGCAUGACGGCCCACUACUCCUCGGCCCGUCCGCAGGACAAGGCGGACACGGCACCUCCCUCCCGACCGUCGUCGACCCCUCCUCUUCCUCCCCGAUCUCGUCCCAAUCGACCCACGCCUCGUCCUCGAAACACAUACCCGCAACAUUCUUCACCCAGCCUCCUCCCGCUUCUUUCCCCUCGCACGCCCUGCCCGCGUUCUUCGGCUCGGCGCUCAACAUCGCUCGAAGGAGUAACCUCGUCUUCCGGAAUGGCGCGUACGGGAUUCCCAAGUCCGAGUACUCGCGAGCACGGAAGGCGAGCGACAAGGGCAAGGAGAAGAUGAUUGUGGACGAGGAGGAGCACUACCUCAGCGUCGGUGUGGGCGAGGAUUCUUACUUCCUGCGGUCAGAUUCGCUUGGCGUGGCGGAUGGCGUAGGAGGCUGGUCGCACCAUGCGGGCGCCAACUCUGCCCGAUGGGCUCGCAAGUUCAUGCACCACUGCUCGGCCGAGCUUGCACGGUACGAGAAUAUCGACGACGAGCUGUUUCUCCGGUACUACGAGGUCGACCCCGUCGAUGUCAUGCAGCGGGCGUACGAGAAGACUUUGCACGAGUGCAAGGAGGAGGGCACGAUUGGCUCGUCGACCGCGCUUCUCGCCAUCCUCCGAAACGACGAGCUGCGGCUAGCCAACCUGGGCGACUGUUCCUGCUUCAUCAUCCGCGGGGACGAAUACGUCUUCCGAUCGGAGGAGCAGCAGCACCGGUUCAACUACCCUUUCCAAGCCGGCACGAACGCCAAAGACACGCCCGCGAAAGACGCGCAGCGGUUCAACGUCAAAGUCAGGCGGGACGACAUCGUCAUUCUCGCGAGUGACGGGCUCGUCGACAAUGUCUUCUCGGACGACUUGCUCGAAGAAGUCCUCCGCUUCGUCGGUACGAAUCCACCGACCGUCCCUUCUCCCCCUUCGUCCUCGAACGGCUCUCCCAGCUCGAAAUACACCCUCCGCCGAUUCUCGCCACAGGCAGUCUCGGAGGCACUGUGUUUCCGCGCCAAGAGCGUGUACGAGGAUCAGAGGGCCGUGGCGAGCCCCUUCCAGCAGCGCGCGAUGGAGGAGGGGAUUCACUACGCGGGAGGGAAGAUUGAUGAUGUCAGUUGUUUGGUCGGCGUGGUGGGCGAGCUUGAGGCGGCACCGAAUCGCCGCGACGUCCAGUGA